AUGGCCACCGCCCGGCUGCUGCUGCUGCUGCUGUUGCUGUGCGCCCAGCCCGGCAUCUGCCCCCAGCUCUGCCUCAACGUCCCCGGCUCCUUCCACUGUGCCUGCCGACCCGGCUACCAGCGCCAGCCCGGCAGCGAUGCCUGCCUGGAUGUGGAUGAGUGCCUGCGGGACCCCUGCCCUGGGCCCUGCCGCAACCUGCCAGGUGGCUUCGAGUGCCUCUGCCCACCCGGCUUCCUCCCAGAGGAGGAUGGACAUGGCUGCCGUGCUGCACCCACUGCCGGAGAGGAGCCCGCAGUGGUCCCCAACAGCACUCCACAGACCUCACAGCACCACGGCAUCCCAUGGACCACGGGUGCCUUGCAGACCACGGGCAUCCUCCAGACCACAGGUGCCCCAUGGACCACGGGCAUCCCCCGAACCCUGGGCAUCCCUAUCGGGGCAACGCCGCCAGCCCCCACGGCAGUAGGGUCAGUGCCUGGCCCUGAGCACAGCGCUGAUGGCCCCAGGCUGCUCCUCUACUACAUCCUGGGCAGCCUGGUAGCCAUCCUGCUGCUGCUGGCCUUUGCCCUGGCCCUGCUGGCCUGCAGGAAGAGGGCGGCCAAGCGGGAGAAGCGGCCGGCCAAAAGUGCGGCAGACAACUACUGCUGGGUGCCGGAGCAGUCGGAGAGCCGCGGGGCGGGCGGUGAGCGCAGGUAA
Molecule: messenger RNA, 696 nt
Organism: Charadrius vociferus (killdeer)
Lineage: Eukaryota; Metazoa; Chordata; Aves; Charadriiformes; Charadriidae
Gene: CD93
Product: CD93 molecule
Exons: 2
Coding region: 1-696 (231 amino acids)
Molecular function (GO): calcium ion binding
Source: RefSeq, a predicted model, not a curated record